AUGGUUCUGUUUACCGUAUUCUAUCUUUUGCUAACGUUUUAUUUUACUACCUUUUUUUCUUUCAAUUCAUGUUCGUUUGCAGUUUGCGCUGUAAUUUUACGUUACGAACAGAAGGCUAAGAAUACGGAAGAAAUAUGGGAUGAAUUAGGGAUGAAAGGCAUGAAAAUUGGGAAAUUCAUUUUGUUUUUAUGGACGUUGUUGGAAAGGGCAUUGAGUGGUAAAGUGUAUGAAGUUGUUAUCACUUUCAGAGACGUUGGAGAGAAAAUUACUGGUUUAAUAGCGGCGUCUACUUAUAUAGCCAUCUGUAGUCUAAAUGGUUCACAAGCCUACUGUGUCUUCAACCAGUUUCUUUUUCAAUUACCUGCAAUUUCGCUUUUGUCUGCUGUUAAAGAAGAACUAUUUCAGAAAUCUUUGGAAAUCUUGAGGGUAGCUUAUAGACUGCUAACUUUAAGCGGUUUUUCUGGGACGGCGAAUCGUGCUAGUGGAAAUAGGCAGCAGAAAGGUGGAAGGAGAAAAAAACAAACAAAGAGUAUUGCCCAGGAUGAGACAGGCGAAUCAACAAUAGUUGAAAAUCUUACUCCCAGUGACGAAGUUGAAGUAAAGGAACUUCUCUUUGGUGGAUUGGACUCGCUUUUUGUAUUUCUAAACAAAGUCUCUUUAUCUGCCUUUCGUGAUACUGCGAUAUGUACAGCAAAUCUUGUGAGAGAUGUAAUGCAAAUUGAUCUUAACGAAAAUACUAACGUUAUUGAGUGCAGGCGGUAUUCAGAUUUCCAAGAGAAAAAACAUUUUUCUGAUCGGUGUUUCUCUUUAAUGCAUCGUCUAGUAGCUUCAAGACAUUCUGGGACAAAACUUGUUUUUUCUCGGAUAGUAAUGCCCCGUUUGCUAUUUUGGACCUUUGAAAACACCGUUCUGCCGGCCCAGUCUCAUCCAACAAAAAAAAUGGAACUGGGAAAAAACCUUAUGUUAAAUUUCCUAAAAUUACGUGUUGAGAAACAGCUUUCGGAGGAGCUUGAUGCUGUGUUCGAUCUUCUUGAGAAUAUUUGUUAUCGCUGUCCCGAUCGUAGUGAUUAUCGUGUCAGGGUGGCAGAUUGUGUCUUUAGAGUUGUUGGAAUGCUUCCUGAACAAUAUCGCUUUAGAUUUGCUCACUUUUUGACAGUUUUUGGCUCAAACUCUCGUACUUCGUGUAGGAAUUUUGCUAUCGAAGUCAUUCCGUUUAUCGUCCGCCUGUUAGGUACUUCAAAUCUGAGCAUGAUGGUGGAACUGCAAUCAGGGGAAAACGCUCUUGAUGGUAAAGAGUGCCCGAACGAAGAAGUGGCUGAUGAGUUAAGUCGUUCCCAGGAUGAAACUGUUCGAGAAAACAAAGAAAAUACUGCACCUGACUCUACUGCGGUUCCCUCAACCAGUAGAGCAUUGUUCAAGCCUGUGGAAGGCUUGUUGUCUGUAAUUGUCCAAGCCUGUGAUGACAAAGCUCCUACAGCUGAGACGGAGGGUAGUGUUGCAGAGUUGCCCUGUAAAAAUCAGUUUCGUGGUGAAGUUGAAGUUGCUAAUCCAGUUCUUCGAAGUUUGCUGAGUAGAGCUCAAGAUCCUAAAGCUUCUGCGCGAAAAGCAGCGAUACAGGCCCUUGAAGUCUUCUUUCCUUAUUUGGAAAAGGAGUCCGAUAUUGAAGCUGCUUUAGACUGCUUUCAGGUAAAACACGUCACGAUACUCGGAACUUUUUUUCUUUUUCAGAAACGGUGUAGAGAUGAAUCGCUUUUGAUACGUAAACAGUCUGCGGAAUCGAUCAUGAAAGAGGGUAUGUUGAAUGAAAGAGUCGUUGGUACAUUAUUAAAAAUCAGCGAACAGCCGGAACGUUCCAAUAUAGCAUGGAUGCUUCUUAAAGACUUCUCUGUUGUGUUCAGAGUGGACCCGACAUUAGCGUGCCAGUUUUGGUUUUCAAUAAAUGAACACGAUUUGUCGAACAUUACAUUCUACAUUGCACAUGUGUUAGCUCGAAGUUGUAAGCGUCUAAGUGAGAACGACCGGCAGCGUUUAAUAAAAGAUAUGGAAGAAAAGUUGCUUAGUUUCAGGUUGCCAGAAAAACACAUUCCUUCCGUUUAUUAUGCCUUUGCUAAACUUCACGAUGGUGUUGGAGAAAAAGCUUCUGGUUUGAAAGCUUUUUUUAAUGUUAGUGCAUCCAUCGGUUCCCGAUGCUACCAAACAAUGUUAGAUAUUUUGUACCUUCCCCAAUCAGGUUCCCAACCGUCGCAAAUAUUGCCUUCUCAGACACAGGAAGAAGGAGCUCGCCAGCUUUUACGAAUAAUUUGUACGAUAGGUGAAGUUGUUCAGUAUGCACCAACGUUGAAAAAUGGAAAAUGGUUUCAUGAACUUCAGUUGAUAAUGGCUUCUGAUGUUAUUCAGCAUCAGUUAACUCGUGACGGUUUUCAGUUACCAACUUCCUUACCUAGCAGACCAUCUACACGAGCAACUAGCGCUUAUGGUCCAAGCAACUAUGUCACUAGUUCUCAAGUAUCAGGUAAUGAUAUAAUGCCUUCAAGUACAGGACCAACAUUCUUACAUAAAACUAUAGCAAACAUCAGUGUGAUUACACCUGCAGUUCGAGCCCAAGCAGUUAUGACUAUUGGAAAGAUGUGUAUGCUGAACUUGAAACUGGCGAAAAUGUGUAUUCCAAUAUUUGCCAAGCAGGUCCACACAAAUAGUGAUCAUUUGGUUCGUAAUAACAUUGUAAUAGUCGUAUGCGAUUUGUGUAUUAGGUAUACGUUCCUGGUUGAUCGCUAUAGUGAAAUUCUCGCAUCGUGUUUAAAUGACGAAUCAACGCUUGUACGUAAACAGACGCUUAUUCUCUUAACAAACCUUAUCAAAGAAGCAUUCAUUAGGUGGGAAGGGCAGAUUAUGUACCGUUUUGUGUCUACAUUGUUAGAUGAAGUGACGGAGAUUAAAGAAUAUGCGGAAAUGUGCUUGGUCGAUGUCCUUCUUGUCCAAUUUCCAAAUAUGAUUUCAAACCAUUUUAUUGAAUGUUUAUUCUACUUUAAUGCCGUCGCGCACCGUUCAUGGACAGCUUUUAAUCAAGGUGAAACGUUUUGGGACUAUGGUGAGGAGAAAAAAAGACAGCCUGAAUCGAGAAAAUCUCCUUUGAGAGGAUCUGCUUUUAAAGAGAAAAGGAUGAAAUUGUAUAGGUUCAUGGUAAAAACGUUCGAUGAUCAAGCAAAACUGGAAAUUAUGAAACGCAUAUCUAAUGAAGUAUUUUUUGCCACGGCCGAAGGUGCCCUAAGUGUAUCUGAAGCGAGCGUCGUAGCGCUCCUUGAGGAUUGCUAUGAUGUGAUGUGCCUUAAAGAAAUAAAGCUUUCUAUGGCAGUUGGAACUCGUGGAGGUGACGACGACGAUGAAAAUGAUUAUCCAGCAGAAGUUGUGGUGAGAUAUCUUUUUUACUAUGUGUUUUUUAUUUUGCAGGCUGAAGUUAAAAAAGUUUUUGCUAAAGUGUUCCGCUCAACCAUUGUUGACAAUAUAUUGCCCGGCAUUAUCAGUUUGAAGUAUUUCUUACAAGACAAGAUGCAGGGUUCUCUUGCUCGUGGGAUUUGCAGAGUAUUAAGAGAAAUGAGUCGUGACCAUCGCGAGCAGUUGGAUGAAUUUCUUGCAAGUGAUCAACGUUUGAAAGCAGAAGUCGAGUAUGACUUAAGAAAAUUGGAGGUACAGGAACUGACAAUUUAG
Messenger RNA from Enterobius vermicularis (human pinworm), 3705 nucleotides. The record is from the annotation of a GenBank genome assembly. Lineage: Eukaryota; Metazoa; Nematoda; Chromadorea; Rhabditida; Oxyuridae.